Aspergillus pseudonomiae is the source of this 1031-nucleotide messenger RNA. RefSeq names its product putative monosaccharide-P-dolichol utilization protein. Bases 66 to 983 code for a protein of 305 amino acids. The transcript has 2 exons. NCBI's taxonomy places the organism in Eukaryota, Fungi, Ascomycota, Eurotiomycetes, Eurotiales, Aspergillaceae. The record is from RefSeq and is a predicted model, not a curated record.
CCUCACCUCACCGAGCUUGCCUGGGCCUUUCUGUUCGUAUAUAUCUUACAACAGUUAACCUCAAGAUGGCUGCUUCCAUCAUGGAACCCCUCCAACAACAUAUUAUCACCCCUCUCCAACCUUACCUCCGCCAGAUCGUCUCGUCGCUGCCGGAACCGGUCCACGAUACCGUCACUUCGCUAAUCGGAUCAUCCUGCCACAACGCUCUCUUGGUUGAUCUCGAUGUCACCAAAGAUCCUGCCUGUACAUCCCUUGCCAUCUCCAAGGCGCUAGGAAUUGCCAUCGUGGGUGCCAGCGCUAUCGUGAAGGUUCCCCAGAUUCUGAAGUUGAUCGGAUCUCGGUCCUCGGCCGGCGUGUCCUUUGUCUCGUACGCUCUCGAAACCGCUAGCUUGCUCAUCACUCUGUCAUACAGUGUGCGCAAUCAGUUCCCUUUCAGCACUUAUGGCGAAACUGCGUUGAUCGCCGUACAAGAUGUAGUGGUGGGUGUCCUGGUGUUGACCUUCGCCGAUCGGCCAACUGCGGCUGCGGCGUUCAUUGCCGUUGUUGCGGCCAGCGUGUACGCAUUGCUGUUCGAUCAAACUUUGGUGGAUGUGCAGACCAUGUCCCUUUUGCAGGCUGGUGCUGGUGCCCUGGGCGUUGCGAGCAAGUUGCCCCAGAUCAUUACCAUUUGGCGUGAGGGAGGCACUGGACAGUUGAGUGCUUUUGCGGUAUUCAACUAUCUUGCCGGCUCUCUGUCCCGUAUCUUCACCACCCUCCAAGAGGUAGACGACAAGCUGAUUCUCUAUGGCUUCAUUGCCGGCUUCACUCUAAACGUGAUUUUGGCAACGCAAAUGGUGUACUAUUGGAAGGCGCCGGCGAAGCCCAAGAAGGCGAAGAAGGCAGCCCCCAAGCCCGUGGAGAGGACUCCUGUUGCACGGAGCUCGGGCGCAUCUCCUUCUCCCAAGCCGUCUGGAAAGACCCCGACUACCCGACGCCGUGGUUAGGUUCGCUAUUGAUUACUUUUCUCAGUAUGCAGUUUUAAUGAUACAACG